AGGCUUUCGUCGCUGCUCUAUAUCUAGAUCCAAGAUUUAAUUUUGAAGAAACACCUCUCCUCAGCUCUGAGCAAUAGGAUGUUUCAAUGGAUCACUUAAUAAGGACUUACGAAAUGAUCCAGAAAAUUGAAAAUCCAUCAGAAUAUCGGAAUGAUUGCACUUCUGGAGUUGUACCACAUACAACACAGGACAAUGAACUUCCAAGCACAUCGAAAGGGACGUACCAUAAGUUAACGCUGCACGUAAGGUCAUUGGCAAAAUCGCAAAGUGCAACGAGACCAAUCGUAAAACCUAACAUCAAACAAAAGCUGGUUAAUCUCUGUGUAAAAGAAAUGGAACCGUUCGACACAAAUGUCCUGGAAUACUGGAGAAAAUUUUAUCGGAAUGAGUGUGAGAUGUUGAAGUUAGCGGAGGUUGUAUUAGCAGUACCAGCAACACUAGUUUCUGUUGAGCGGGCUUUCAGCGCACUUUCUCCAAUACUCAUUAAGUUACGUACAAAAUUGUCAAAAAAAUCGUUAUCGAAUCUAUUGAUAACAGAAUUAAAUUUUGAUAUUCUCCACUUCUCAAAAUUAGAAAUUGAAGAAAAUAAAUAG
Molecule: messenger RNA, 593 nt
Organism: Rhagoletis pomonella (apple maggot)
Lineage: Eukaryota; Metazoa; Arthropoda; Insecta; Diptera; Tephritidae
Exons: 2
Coding region: 87-593 (168 amino acids)
Molecular function (GO): protein dimerization activity
Source: RefSeq, a predicted model, not a curated record